AUGUCGGCCAGCGUCCUCAAGCAGUGUCUCCCGAACAACGGGUUGAAAUGGCUGCCGGACCGCCACGUUACCCGUAACAUCCGCGUUGACACCCGCGUCGUCGCGGCCCUCCGAUCGCUCCGCGUCUCAAUCCGCAAGCGAGACGUCGAGAUUGAACUCACAAAUCUCAUCGACAAAGCCACCUCCCUCGCCAGGCGCCGUGGUCGGGAUGUCGAUCGAUCGGAAUUCGUGUACGAACUCCGCCACUACCAUCGCCUCGGCCGGUACCUCUCGCCCGAUGAUUUUGAGCAACUUUUCACUACCAUCGUACUUGCCCGGUACCGGUACGUGGAGGACCGGUGGGAAGAAGACUUGCCCGAGGAAGACCCGGCCACCCACUGCCACCUUGCCCGCGCCGUCGACCGCUUCAACCGGGCGGCGAGGUUCUGGUGCAACUUCGAGGCGUUCUUCGAGGACGACCACACUCGCGCCGAAGAGGCCGAGAUGCAGGCGGCCAACGCCCGGGGGAACUAUCGGACCUGA
Thermothielavioides terrestris NRRL 8126 is the source of this 522-nucleotide messenger RNA. RefSeq lists its product as uncharacterized. The coding region runs from base 1 to 522 and encodes 173 amino acids. Lineage: Eukaryota; Fungi; Ascomycota; Sordariomycetes; Sordariales; Chaetomiaceae. The transcript has 3 exons. The record is from RefSeq and is a predicted model, not a curated record.